AGUUUUAAUUUCAUUUUGUUUCAGUAAAUUACUUUGUUUCGUCUGUGAAGAAUGAAAAAAAGUACAUUGUCGGCUUUCGUAUGAGAUAAAAUAAAUUUUUUUCAUCGAAGCAGAUCGCGGUACUAAAAAACCAAGUCAAAAUGUCCGAGCUUCAAUCAUCAUUGCUGUUGAAAAAACAAUUGGCAGAACUAAAUAAAAACCCAGUAGAAGGUUUCUCAGCUGGAUUAAUUGAUGAAAAUGAUAUAUUCCGUUGGGAAGUCCUAAUAAUUGGACCACCAGAUACACUGUAUGAAGGAGGUUUCUUCAAAGCGCAUUUAUACUUUCCUAAGGAGUACCCCCUGCGCCCACCUCGAAUGAAGUUUGUUACGGAAAUCUGGCAUCCAAAUAUUGAAAAGAAUGGUGAUGUCUGUAUUUCGAUUUUACACGAGCCGGGAGAUGAUAAGUGGGGCUACGAAAAAGCAUCAGAGCGUUGGCUCCCGGUGCACACAGUGGAAACUAUUUUGAUAUCCGUGAUAUCAAUGUUAGCGGAUCCCAACGAUGAGUCCCCAGCAAAUGUUGAUGCUGCCAAGGAAUGGAGAGAAUCCUACACUGAUUUCAAGCGCAAAGUGGCACGCUGUGUCCGAAAAAGCCAAGAGGAGUGUUCGUAGAAACCGGAUUUGCUCUAUAUUUGUAUAUUUAUAUUAAAAGUUUGAUACAUUAAAAUGAAUAACUGAAUUAAUAGACAUAUAAAAUUAACAUUUUAUAUUAUGAUCUAUGAUCAUGUCUUUUGAGCCAUUUGGAAAACACA
Drosophila grimshawi is the source of this 787-nucleotide messenger RNA. It is a transcript of the gene Ube2g1, whose product is annotated as ubiquitin-conjugating enzyme E2 G1. The record is from RefSeq and is a predicted model, not a curated record. The coding region runs from base 141 to 647 and encodes 168 amino acids. NCBI's taxonomy places the organism in Eukaryota, Metazoa, Arthropoda, Insecta, Diptera, Drosophilidae. Gene Ontology annotation, biological process: proteasome-mediated ubiquitin-dependent protein catabolic process; protein polyubiquitination. The transcript has 4 exons. Gene Ontology annotation, molecular function: ubiquitin conjugating enzyme activity.